AUACAUAUGGGUGAUGUUGUGUAUAUUAUUAAUUUAUUAUAUAUUAUUGUUCAACAUUAUCAAUUUGUGUGGCUAAUAUUAUAUGGCAAUGAAACUAACAAGUUUCUCCAAUAAAUUCCUUCCAAAAAUUUCUCAGACAGUAGUUGCAGAGGUUUCAUACAUAUAAUCCUGUCUGAGAAAAAAAAAAUUAAAAAUUAAAAAAAAAAUAAAAAAUGGGGUUUUUGUCACUGUUGAAAGUGGCAUCCAUGCCAAUAGUACAGGUUCUCAUAAUAGGCAUAUUGGGAGCUUUCAUGGCUACCGAUUAUCUCAAUCUUCUAUCGUCCGAUGCCCGAAAAUCUUUGAACAAGAUUGUGUUUGUGGCCUUCACUCCAUCACUAGUGUUUGGAAGUUUGGCAGAGACUGUCACUCUCCAAGACAUCAUCUCUUGGUGGUUCAUGCCGGUGAACAUUGCUAUAACUUUCUUAGUUGGAGGAAUAUUUGGAUGGAUAGCAGCUAAAAUACUAAAGCCAGAGCCAUAUCUACAAGAUCUAAUCGUUGCCAUUUGUUCCGGAGGAAACUUGGGGAACAUUUUGAUUAUAAUUGUACCUGCAAUGUGCAAGGAAAAUGGCAAUCCAUUUGGAGACAAAGAUGUUUGCGCCACUAUGGCACUUUCAUACGUUUCUUUCUCGAUGGCGCUUGGUGCACUAUACGUAUGGACUAUCAGUCUCCAUUUAAUAAGAAGUGCGAGCGUAAAACAUAAAGCAAUGUGCUCGUCGAAAACGGAGGCUGAUAAAGAUUUCGAGGCGAAUGACACGUCACCUCUUCUUCUACUUACUGAAGCAGAUCAUCUCUCUGUUGUUCUUACAAACAAAGAAACUCAAAUUGAGGCAAAUGAUAAUGAAUCUAUGUGGAAUUCGGCAAGGGGGACACUUCAUCAUCUAGCAGAGGAAUUAACGACGCCCCCGAUUCUUGCUGCGAUUUUUGGAUUAAUAAUCGGGGCAGUUUCGUUUCUUCGUAACUUGAUCAUUGGCGAAAAUGCUCCGCUCAGAGUGGUCUACGACUCUAUUGAAUUACUUGCAGACGGGACAAUUCCUUGCAUCACCUUAAUACUAGGAGGCAACUUAACACAAGGGUUGGGAAAGGCAACAUUGAAACCAUCAAUAAUAAUAGCAGUGAUAUGUGUGAGAUACAUAUUACUUCCUCCAGUUGGGAUUUUUGUAGUGAAAGCAGCUUCUCACUUUGGCUUCCUUUCUUCUGAUCCACUCUACCGAUUUGUGCUCAUGAUUCAGUUCUCUCUUCCUCCUGCCAUGAAUAUCGGUACAAUGACACAAUUAUAUGAUGUGGCACAAGAGGAGUGUUCAUCGCUGUUCCUAUGGACUUACCUAGUUGCAGCCUUUGCUAUCACUGGUUGGUCCACUGUUUUCAUGUGGAUCUUGUCCUAAUUAUUACUUCAUUGGACGAUCCUCGUCACAAUUUUAUAUACAUAUAUCAAAUAUAUAUACAAAAGUUAGUCAUUUUUUACGCCAUAUAACCUAUUUAUUUGUUAUUAUCUCCAUAUAUUCUACACUUUUUAUUUAGGGUACAAUUCAUUUUACACACCUGCA
Erythranthe guttata (spotted monkey flower) is the source of this 1583-nucleotide messenger RNA. RefSeq names its product protein PIN-LIKES 7. Gene Ontology annotation, cellular component: membrane. NCBI's taxonomy places the organism in Eukaryota, Viridiplantae, Streptophyta, Magnoliopsida, Lamiales, Phrymaceae. Gene Ontology annotation, biological process: endoplasmic reticulum to cytosol auxin transport. The record is from RefSeq and is a predicted model, not a curated record.